Messenger RNA from Drosophila ficusphila, 4527 nucleotides. RefSeq lists its product as uncharacterized. The record is from RefSeq and is a predicted model, not a curated record. Bases 4267 to 4419 code for a protein of 50 amino acids. Lineage: Eukaryota; Metazoa; Arthropoda; Insecta; Diptera; Drosophilidae. The transcript is spliced from 2 exons.
AGGGCAGCGAGUGGGCGGCGAGGAGAAGGCGUGACGUGAGAAAGGACCAGCUGAUCAGCUGAUGAUAUUGAAGAACAAGGAGUGGAGUGCUUUUUUAAGUUUUGGGCAGCAUUUCCAGAGACCGGCUGCAGCAACCAACAUCAUUUUUGGUUUGCUUUGAAUGCGAUCAGAGAGAAAAAACAACAACCAUUACAAAUAAUGUUAAAGAAAUGGCCAGCAAAUCAACCUGAUGUAAUUUAAUAAGAUUAACCUUUUUUAAUUUCUGGUGUUUUAUAUACCUGUGUAUGAAUUCUGUUUUUAUUAUAAAACCUAUUUGCAGACAAAAAUUGCAAAUAAUUAACAUGUACGAAGUGGAAGUUAAAGUAAAAUUAUUAACUAAUUCGAGCGAUUAGAAAUUAUAAGAAGACAAAACACAUACACUGACUGUUAAUUGUAAAACAAUUUCAUUUUUAAUUAAUCAUUUUAAAGUUGAAUACAACGUAAACCCUUUUUUUUACUAACCUAAACGUAAAAACCUAUUCAGAAUGAACUACAUACAAUAUAUGUGCAUCGUAAAAGUAAUAAACAAAACAAAAAUAUAUAUGAAUAAACCUACUAUAUACAACUAUAUAUACUAUAUACAUAUUAAUUAUAACAUAUAACGAUUUAAAGGUAAAAUAAAUUUAAAUAUUGUAUUUAACAAAGUGUUGCACUUUCAAGCUAAAACAGAGAAGGAAAUAAGAGAAUUUAAAAUUAAGUGUAAAUGUUUGUCAGCACACAUACACAACACACAUGCGUACACUCCUAAAAAUUGUUGCAGAAAAAGUCCAUAUGCAACAGAGGUGAACGAACUCGAAAUGUCCAAACAUCCGGAGAAUUUACAUUCACAAUGGAGCACCAGAGAAGUAAAGUAAUAACCACAAAUAGAUUGUUUCGUUUGUUUUUCGUUCCCAUUUGAUGUCAUUUUGUGAAUAUGGCUUUUGUUCCUUCAUUAUUGUUGGUUUUCUUAUUGGCCAAUUAAAGGUGGGAUAAAAAAAAUCGCGAUAUUUAAUCGUUGUCGAAAGUUGUGUGUCGGUAUUGUUUUGAUUUUGACAGCUUAUCGAGCAUUUCUUUUGCCUUUUGUUCUUGCGUUUGUUUUUAUCAGAUUGAUUUUGGCUUCUCGACGUUUCGAUUAAAAAGAUCAUAGGAAUCACGAAAGAAACAAUAAUGUAAGGGUUAUAUUAUUUAAUAUAAUAAUAAGCUAACAACAUACGAAUGAUGCGCCAAAAUGCAAACCAAAAUCACUGACGAGAAUGCGUUUUUGUAUACAUUGUAUAGCUCUACAUACGUAUAUGCAUAAAAUAUAGCUCUAGGAGAAGAGAGAAAUGAACUAGAUACGUAUCAAUACUUUUGAUCUAUAAUUCUUACGAUUAAGUUUUCUCGAAUUUGUUUACGAAUCGGAAAUGUCGUCGACUGGUACCCAUAGUUAAGCUAAGAGAACAUCUAUUGAACAAACACACAGACUUGGUACACUCAGAUCCUUUUCUAACUACGCUAGAAGGCUAGAAUUUUAAAUGUGUUUUGUCCCAUACCCCCAAGGACCUCCCUGCUUUUCAAACCCCCUCAAAAUGAGAGUUGUUUUUAUGUAACGAAGUACUCUUAGCGUUUAAAGACUUGAAUGAUUUGAAAUAAGAUGAGAUUUAACAGAUAUCUAAGCUAAAUUCCUAAGACAAAACGAUUCCACCUAAGACACCUUUUUGUAAUGACUAAAUUUAUAUAGGACAAGACGGGGUAGAAGAACAACCAAAUAAAUAAAAGAUAAUGAAAUCAAUAAGAUUAAAGAUCAACAGGCAUAUAUAUAUACAUGUGUAUGUGGGUGGCAUGUUUUGUAUCUGUACUUCAAGUUAAUUUUUUAUCAUUUUUCUUAGAAAUAUUAGUAACAGUUUCAAAUUGAUUGUGUAGGAGUCGAAAGUUAAAGCGAAUUGAAAGAUAAUUGUUAAUGCCUGCAAGUUGAGAGACAAAUUAUGUAAUGCUUAGUUGGAACACCGCAAACUCAUUCAUUUUAAAGCCCGACUUUCGUUCGUUCUUAAGAAAAAAUUCGAAACGAGGUAUGUAUGUAUAUGGUAAUUUUAAAUUGUAACAAAUGCAGAGAAUAGUGAACAGAAACUAAUUUGUAUGUAGUUAAUAAUACUAAUGAUAAAUACAAAUAGACAAAAAUACGGAAAAAACACAGAAAAAAAGAGGAAAACUAAGCAAAAUAACCAAAAUAAUACAAAACUCAAAAAAAAAAUACAAAAUCGAGACUGUAAACGAAAGGUAACAUAAUGGAGCAGAUUAAGGCGAGACGAUGUUGAACAGAAAAAGGCUAAACAUAAAACUAUACAACUCGUAACUCGAAUAAAUCACUGAUGGAUAGGCUACCAACAUAAGUUCGUAUAAGGUUUUUGUUCAGACGAAAAUUGUACUAAAAUUGCAUUUCCUUCGUUUUUGUCUUAGCCAAUUUUGUACAUUAUGACAAGUAGAUUUCGUUUUUCCUGUUUUUGUUUAGUACAAAAGAAAAAUUUAAUCUAUCUAUACAUUACCAAGUCAACAACUUAAAAAUCAACAGGCUGCAUGGUACAUACAAAUACGAAACCGAAACUAGAUGAAGAAGAUUUAAGAGUUUGUAAGCCAAAAAGAAAACUUUCGAUGAAUUUGAAUUUUUUACCAACAGAAAAUAAGGAAACUGGAAUCUUAAACUGAUACUGAAAUAGGUAGUUUGUACGUUCGUACGACUUGCCAGAGACACAUAGAAACCUCCUAAAACUGCAUAUACAUAUAUAGGACUUACUUGUAAACCAGAUUGUAACGAUUUUAGGCAUAUAAGUGUUGCGACUUGGGUCUGUAAGGGAAACGGAAACUUGAAGGGAAACUGGAGAGAGCUACGUUUUGUCACUUUCCAAGCUUUCAUUUUGAAAUAAUUUCAUAGACUUUUCUACGUGUACUUUUAGAUCGAGAUAGCAAAGAAGUAAAUAGGAGUUUAACAUUAGCAUUUGAUGGCAGCUGGGGGAGCGAGGUACAGUGCUUAAGAUUAACAUUGAGGUCAGGAUUUAACUUAUCUUAACUUACAUACAUAGAUACAAGGACAUCAACAAAGAAAAAUAUUGAGAGUAACAAGAAAACUUUAAAAUGAAAUACAUAUAGCGUUGCAAGAUUUUAGUUUACGGUAAACUUAAAGAAAUUUUUUACAAUGUAUUUAUACAUACCUAAAUUUAAAUUUUAAAUUAAUUCUUUAAUGUAAUACGAACACAGUGCCUAAGUAAUAUCAAAACAAAAAUCGAAAAAUAAAAAGGAAAUAAGGAUUUAAAACAUACAAAACGAGAAUAAGAGCCGCAAGUAAGGACAUUGUUACUAAUAAUGCUACAACUUAAUCGAACCACUUUUAAAACAGCAGACAAACAUUUGAGGGACAGAAAUUCAGCAACUUAAAUAAGCCAACAAACACUUGCAUACAAAAUUUAUAAAUAUACAUACAUGUACUGGUGCAUAAAAACAAACGCAGACAAACACAUACACUAACUACGAAAAGAAGAACAAGAGCAGGAAACGGAAGCUGAGGCUGAAAGCUGAUAAGAAGUUAAUCUCCAAAAUGAAAUUGGCAAGAAUGUAUAAAUGUAACUCAAACAAAUAUGAAACGCAAAAGCGCCGAGUAAUUACUACACAAAUAAAUAAUGCAACGUACCCCCUACAUACGUCUCGUCACUCGCACAGGAUUUAUGUUAAACCCACAUAAAUACAUCCUUUCCUUCCCCCCGAUAUCCUUAAAGGGCUACUCAUUCAACAAAGUUUUAUUAUUUGAACGUGCCACGUACUCAAAAUGACAUCAAAUUGAAAAUUGAAACACUUUGUUUGCAUAUUGGAUUGGUCUAUUAAAAAAAAACCCUGAACAAAUAUUUUAAACUGAAUUGUUUUACGUUGGAUUCAUUUAAAAAAAAGAAAUACAAAAGAAGUAAAAACAAUAAGUAAACAAAUUAAUUAUACAUUUUGAAAUUAUAUUUAACGAACAAAAUUAAUGUAGUGUGUAAAAAACAAACAAAACAUGAAAGUAAAAACAAGUUUUAAGCAAAACAAAAUACUUUGAAUAUAUAUACAUAAAUUGCAAGUAAAUAGAAUAAAUGUCACUCACUCUUUUUAUUUAAGUCUUGAGCUGAUCGAUCAUUUUCGGGAUUGAGACAAUAUUCGAAUCAAAUAUUUGUUGAGCAUUUGAAAUUUCUGUUAAGUAAGAUAAAUAUUUUCGAAGAGAAAAAGCUCAAAUCUUUUUAGAUUUCAAUGCUGGAACUCGUAGUGCUUUUCCUCCUUAGUUCCGUGUCAUUUUUCGUUGCCCAAUUGGAGAGGCCAACCACAUUUUGGGGACAUUUCAAUGCCUCAUGUCCGAUUCUAAUGGGAACUCUCUCCGCUGGAUUGGUGUACAUUAAUAAAUAAAGGGCCUACCACUCCCAGGAAACCAGAUAGGAUAUUAUUUGAAAAAGAUGACUUUAUUUCGGCUAAGAGCUCAAAUUAAAAUGUAGUAAAUAAACUAUUCAAAAACAA